AUGUACAAUAAUGAAAGAUAUUUCUCGCUUCGAAAUGAUGAUAUUAUAGAAAACGAUUUCGAUAAUAAAGAAGAUUUAUUUGAUAAACAACAUUUAUCAGAUGUCGAAAUGGAAAAAUUACGAAAUGUUGUUAAGACAAAAGUCGCCGGAGAAUUAAUGAUCAAAUUAUCGAAUUUGGAACAAACACUUCAUUUAGCCGGACAAAAUAUGACAAAAAAUACAAUUGACAAAAUUAAAAAAACUUUAGAAGAUACAUAUCAUACAGAUGAAUAUUUUCUUGACGAAAUCGAAUAUAUCCUUGCACCUUAUUGGGAAGAAUUAACAGAUGAUGAUAUAGCUCUUUUAUUAAUUAAAUCAUUUGAAACAUUUGAUAUUGAACAACAAGGUUUCAUUGAUAAACAAUAUUUAAUUCAAAAUUUAACAACCUUAGGUGAAAUGCCAUUGACAAUGAAAGAUAUUAAAAUUAUGUUUUCAAUGAUUAAUGAUUCAAAAAAAUCAUCAAAUACAUUUAAUUAUCAUCAAUUUAUUAAUAAGCUUUGUGGUUUAGAUAAUAAUAAUAGUAAAACUAAAAAGAAAAAAAAGAAAAAACUAAAAGUUAAAUAA
This is a messenger RNA of Rotaria sp. Silwood1, 603 nucleotides long. Lineage: Eukaryota; Metazoa; Rotifera; Eurotatoria; Philodinida; Philodinidae. The record is from the annotation of a GenBank genome assembly.